This is a messenger RNA of Mucor mucedo, 360 nucleotides long. RefSeq lists its product as uncharacterized. Bases 1 to 360 code for a protein of 119 amino acids. The transcript has a single exon. The record is from RefSeq and is a predicted model, not a curated record. Lineage: Eukaryota; Fungi; Mucoromycota; Mucoromycetes; Mucorales; Mucoraceae.
AUGAGGUAUCUCUCCCGACAAAAGACCAGAUUAUGUAUCGCAGUAAAGUCGUCAAUUACUGGCAUCGGUUGGAAGCAGUCGUCUUUGACAACAUUACACAAUUUUGUUAGAGUUGUUCAUACUACUACAAAGCAUGCAUAUUAUUUUUCCAAGUAUAUAUUCCUCAAUGAAUUGCAAGCAGACCCUCAAUGUGACCUCAAAGAAUAUAUCAACAAAGAAUUUUUUGCUGAAGUAUGGCUUUCUUUGGUAGACUAUACAAAGGGAAAUGCUCGUGCAGACAAAGUUAUAAAGUAUCGCAAUUAUAUUAGCCGCCAUUUACCAAGUUAUCUGAAUGUCACAAACUAUCAAAGUUCAGACUGA